Alligator mississippiensis (American alligator) is the source of this 2395-nucleotide messenger RNA. It is a transcript of the gene SOST, whose product is annotated as sclerostin. The record is from RefSeq and is a predicted model, not a curated record. Bases 123 to 767 code for a protein of 214 amino acids. Gene Ontology annotation, molecular function: BMP binding. Gene Ontology annotation, biological process: ossification; negative regulation of BMP signaling pathway; negative regulation of Wnt signaling pathway. NCBI's taxonomy places the organism in Eukaryota, Metazoa, Chordata, Crocodylia, Alligatoridae. The transcript is spliced from 2 exons.
CACUUUGUGUACUCAUUGGCUGGCUUGGUUCUAAAAGGGAUUUUAAAAAGGAGAAUAAUUUGCCUUUGCCUGGGAUUUGAGACUGUGAGAGUGCUGAAAGGCUCAUCUCUCGGCUGCCCACAAUGCAGAUCUCUCGGGCUGCUUGCUCUGUCUGUGUCCUGAUCCAAAUUGCCUUUCGCUUAGUGGAAGGAUGGCAAGUUUUUAAGAACGAUGCUACAGAAAUCAUCCCAGAACUCACUGAAAAUACGGAAACACCAAUGGAGCAGGCUUACAGCAACAAUAACAACACAAUGAACCAGGCAAAACAUGGGGGAAGACACCCACAGCAGUCUCUGGACCCUAAUGAUGCCUCAGAUUUUAGCUGCAGAGAGCUGCGCACCACCCAUUAUGUCACUGAUGGGGCCUGCCGCAGCAUCAAACCCAUCAAGGAGCUAGUCUGCUCAGGCCAGUGUGUCCCCUCCCACCUCCUCCCUAACUCCAUUGGUAGAGGAAAAUGGUGGCGCCAAAAUGCUUUGGAUUACCGCUGCAUUCCUGCACACACUCGCACUCAGCGCAUACAGCUGGCCUGUCCCGGGGAGGAGACUCGGACUUACAAAUUCCGAGCUGUCACCGCAUGCAAAUGUAAACGCUACACUCGCUACCACAACCAGUCUGAGCUCAAGGACUUUGGGAAGGAAACCAUCAGGCCUCAGAAGAACAAGAAGCCUCGUCUCUCCCGAGCCAGGAGUAGCAAAUCCAACCAACCUGAGCUAGAAAAUGCAUAUUAGAAGGCCCUCUCUGAGAUAUACAGCCCAGCAGCUCUGGAUAGUUUGCAUGACACCACAUGUCACAGACAGACAGGCCAGAAUGAGGUACUGACUGCAGUGGAAUCCAGUUCCUCCUACAACGUUGGGUCAAGGGCUCACUUAGAUUCUAACAGCCAUGGUCUGAUGACAGAAUUAAGAUAAAUUGAGCUGGUCGUAGCAGCACCUAAAUUCAGUCUGAGAGUAGAGUUACUCUUGGAAUUUGCAUGGGUUGUUGUGGUUUGUUCAUUGAGAAAGGCAGAGGAAAACAAAGAUAACAUGAUGUCUGUAGCAUGUGUUACACUUUGUGAGAGGUCAUUAUCUCCACUUUAUGUGAACAAAGCAUCAAAAGACAUUUAAACUAUUUCAGGCACUGUCAUGCAGGGCAAGAAGACUAGGGAAGCAAAAGGUGCAGAGUCAACACUCCUUGACACAGUUUUAGGAAGUAGCAGUAGUAAGCUAAGUAAAUUAAAUAUUUAGUGAAAUAGUCAAGCUUUGAGAAAGUCCCGAUAGAUUUCUUUAUGUCUCCAAUCAUCUCUUUAAGCCUGAGAGAUGGAACAUGAAACUUGUGAUCCCAACUCCAAUCCACGGAACAUGACUGCAAUCCAUUUAAUACCUUUAUUAUUAGACUACAGCAGAGUCAAUUGAUUCAAGGUUGAGAUCUGAUAUCAUCAGCUAUGUUUUAGGAACAAUCAAACCAAUUCUGCUAGGAAAGAGCAGGGUGGUGGAGGUAACCCAGCAAAGACUCCUGCCAACCCAAAUAAUUCUAUGGUAUUUCUCCUCUAAACAGAUACAUAUAGUGAUGCAUAUUUUUGUACAGUUUUUUUUUCAAACUACUUCUACCACAGUUGAGUAAGUUACAGUGAGGUCCAAAGGGAAGAAAACUGUAAACAAUUUUCCUUACUCCCCUUCACAGCAACCGGAGUGAAACAUCAAAGCUGAGAUAUCAAUGUAUGCCCUUUUUUCUGAAAAGUAUUGAUCCUCUAGACAUAUACUCUGUAUGCUGAGACUGGGUAUGGCAGGGCCUAAGGAUAAAGUACUGGUUCCCCAUUGGAGUGAUCUUUCACUAAUUUGAAAGCCAGUGAAUUCCUUCUGAGAAGUCUAUAGUAUACUCAGUUUAGUUUGAUAGUGUCUUUCCUUUAAAUAGCUUCACAUCAUUCAUACAUGUUUGUGUUUUUACAUUACAGAGCAUUAUUGGAAAGGUAAUAUUCAUGUGCUGUACAUAUGCUAUAGAAUUACAGACCAUAGUAUUACGUAAUUCAAAAUCUGGGUGGAAAACAGGUCCUCAUCGUUCUUCUUUUCUGUGUAGAAUUUAUACUAAAAUCAUAUAAGAUGUGACAUUUUGCAGCAUUGGUAGAUUUUGCAAUUAUUCUAAAUGGGACCAGAAUCUGAAAAGAAAAGCUAUCAUUUCGAAGAGUAAAUUACAUAUUUAUUUUCUCACAUAAAUUAUUUAUGCAAAUGUGUUUUUCUUGUAGAGAAUGAGUAAUACUACUUAUUAAAUAUUAAUCUGUUAUUUCAGAUUUUAAAUAUAUUGUUAAUAAAGUAGUGACAAUGAAUAAUUACAAGAAAGACUUAUUUGGUUUUUUAAAAGACAGUGCAAGGCUGGCCUGCUG